UUCUUUCAGCCGUGAACCAGGUUAAGUAUACAUUACAACAUUCGAUUACUUUUAUUGACAGGGAAUUAAUUACUAGACUAAGUACACUUUUUGUGCGAUUCCAAAGGAACGUUUCUGGUAAACAAAUCGAAUUGUGGAAGUAUUAUUAGGAGUAAACAUUCCUUUCAGAUAUUUUUGUAUAAAGGCAUAACCUUCAGCUUACAAUGUUCCAACGUACAGAGAAUCCGCCUUAUUUAUCAGCUAUAUUAAACGGCGAGAAGUGGUCAGAUUCAUUUUGUGAAGGGAAGCAUUUUCUUUCACCAAAGCUUGACUGCACGCUAGGACAUACGAUAGAGUUAGAACAUGGAUGUCAGGUAGAACUGAUUAGCAGAUAUCUAAAGGCACAAUUGCAGGAAAUUGUUAUCCAAAUACAUAGAAUUGCACAAUUCUUGGAAGCGCAAACACAGAUAUCCUUGCUGGAAGUUCGGUAUCAACAGAUGGAGGCACUGAUGAAAAGCUAUGCUGAGAGUGCCGAUAGCCCUGAUCAUGGAAAGUCAUAUGAAAAGAAUAUUCCAACGAAGAUAAGGCUGGACGGUCGUACAUCAAAAGACACCAGUUGUACUGAUCCUGUACAAAAUAGUAAUAGUUUUCAGUCAGGGAUCUGCUCAGUUUACUGCGGUCUGAAUUCUUUGAACUAUAUUAAAGAAGAGCAUAUAAAACAGACACCAUUGCCGGAUGUAGAUGUACCGACACAAAUCUUUCAAAUAAGUAAUACCGAGGAAGAACUUUCCAUCCAGAAAUCUUAUAGGAAACAUGUGCAAGUGGAAAUGUGUCUCGCAUACCGGAAGCGCCCGAGUUUUCUUUAUGACUGUAUUGAAGUGAAUGUAGCUGCCGUCAUUAUGGACUGCUGGUUUUACGAACAAAAUCAUCUUGAACUUAAAAUGUUAAAUUCGGCAUUGAAAAUGGUUCUUUACGAAAGAACAGCACAUGGAACAAAGUACCAAAACACGAGUAGUUGUCAGCGACAUCCAGGGAUAUGUUCAGCAGAAAGCAGUGAAGUGUCAUGCAGGUUGGAUGAAAAUGUCCAUAUAGAACAGGUCUUUCACAAUGAUCAUGAAAAUGCAGUUGAGAAAAUCCGUAUAGAAGAAACAAACUGUAUACCAAAGAAAAAAACAGUGAAGGCCAAAUGUGAAACAGGGGUAUCUAAAGAAAACAUUACCAAAAAGGGCACAUCAAAUAGAGGAAUAUACAAGAAAAGGUCCUGGCGGAUGUUUGAACUCGUAAAUGUUUGGCUUAUUUUACAAGCUUUUUUGUCAUCAGUCUGUGGAGCUCCACACCCGACAGAACCGAACGGUCUAAACAAAGAGACGGUGCAGCGGAAACAAUUGCUUCUUACUACAGACUGCAACCAUGGAAACCUCUAUGAUUUAAAUCAAUAUUGUCAAACAGAUUCUUUCCUGCUAAAGCUUCUUAUUGGCAACUGUCACUUUAAGGCACUUUGCAGUUCAGAAGAAGAGCCCAUUUGCAUUAACACACAAAACAAAGGCGUAUUCGUCUGCGAAAAGAAGAACUUGAAAUGCGCUAAGGGCCACAUGAUCAGAGCAUGGACAGAUGAGAACAACCCUGACAUUAUUAACUUGCAAGAACAAAUAUGCCCGGAAGGCACAUUUCAGCCGCAAACAUUAGACUGUCAGUAUGCUUGUUACUACAAUCACAGGAAUAUUGACCAAAUCAGUGAGAAAUAUAUAGUGUAUUCUCAAGGUGAUAAUAUAUCGCCUACUAUGGUGUACUGCAAUAAUACAGGAGGAUUCUUUAGUCAAAAGGAGGGAACAUUUCUACUUGACUAUGACUUGGAGGAAGAACACAAUCGCUAUUUCUGUGUUAAAAAAAAUCGAUCCCAACUAUGUAAAAUGGAUCAAUAUCCCCUUCCAAACAAUACAUGCACAGAACUGUGUAGAGACGGAUAUUUCAGGGACGAUCAUGACAACUUCAAUUGCAAACCUAUUGAAGAUCGCCUGUCACCCGGCAGUAGUUUUGCGACAGAAGUAACGGAUGGAAACAUUCACAAAGAAUUGACCAUCAACGCAGCUGCGGAGAAGAAACAAUCAAAUAGUUUAGCGGUGACUUUAACACCAGUUUGCGUACUUGUUCUGGUUAUCGUGUUAACAAUGAUUGCAUGUUACUGUUCGAAAUUAGACUGCAAGAGGGGAGAACAGUUCAGACAAUACUUUGCACGUAAUAUCCAAACUAAAGGAACUAACACAACUACAUUGUAUGGAAUUCAUUCACAAGAACCACAUACAGGUGAAGAUGAUGGCACCAAUGAUUUAGAAGAUGUAGUUAAUGAAGAUGUCAUUGAUCACGAAAACAAUAGGAUCGGCAUUGAAGAUAGCGAUUGCGGAAUGCCUCUUUUGAUAAAGGUAUAACACUCUGAAUCAUUAUGUCGUCUUCGCUGUGAGAGUUGAACUAUUGAAUUACUAACUUGUGCAUUGUACAUUGUGUUUAUAUUCUUUUUUGUAAAUCUAACGCACUAAGUCAAAAAUGUUCGGGAAAUUGAUUGAUUUAAUGCAAAAUAAUCGAAAAAUAUCAGGGUAUCACUAAUUGGACGUGCACGUAUAUGCACUUGCAAAUAAGUUUUUCGCUCGAUUCCCAAAGCGCAAAUAGAUCUACUUGAAAAAUCAGAAGACUUUUUUUACC
Mercenaria mercenaria is the source of this 2676-nucleotide messenger RNA. RefSeq lists its product as uncharacterized. The record is from RefSeq and is a predicted model, not a curated record. NCBI's taxonomy places the organism in Eukaryota, Metazoa, Mollusca, Bivalvia, Venerida, Veneridae. Bases 204 to 2405 code for a protein of 733 amino acids. The transcript is spliced from 16 exons.